This is a messenger RNA of Cavia porcellus (domestic guinea pig), 1249 nucleotides long. RefSeq names its product ribosomal protein L7 like 1 (gene Rpl7l1). Gene Ontology annotation, cellular component: cytosolic large ribosomal subunit. The transcript has 7 exons. Gene Ontology annotation, biological process: maturation of LSU-rRNA from tricistronic rRNA transcript (SSU-rRNA, 5.8S rRNA, LSU-rRNA). The record is from RefSeq and is a predicted model, not a curated record. Gene Ontology annotation, molecular function: RNA binding; structural constituent of ribosome. NCBI's taxonomy places the organism in Eukaryota, Metazoa, Chordata, Mammalia, Rodentia, Caviidae. The coding region runs from base 84 to 851 and encodes 255 amino acids.
CUCCAGCGUGAGCUAGAGUAGCCCUCUCGAUGAUCAAGUAAACACAGAGCGGAUCCUCUCUUCCCUGGCGGGUCGUUGUGCGCAUGAGCAGUAGCCACUACGCCGGAAACAUGGCGGAGGAUGAGCAAAGGAAAAAGAUCCCCUUGGUUCCAGAAAAUCUCCUGAAAAAGAGAAAGGCUUAUCAAGCCCUCAAAGCCACCCAGGCAAAGCAGGCACUUUUGGCAAAGAAGGAGAGGAAGGUAAAAGAGAUCAGAUUUAAGCGACUGGAAUCUUUCCUUCGUGAUUCCUGGCGACAGCGGCGUGACAUGGUGCGCGUGAAACGACUAGAAGUGAAACCUCGCGCUUUGGAAGCACCUGAUAAACACUCCUUGGCCUUUGUUGUCCGCCUCCAAAGUAUCAACGGGGUGAGUUUACUAGUACAGAAUACCAUUGCAAGACUUCGCCUGAAGAAGUUGUUCAGUGGUGUCUUUGUUAAAGUCAACCCCAAAACCCUCAAAAUGCUGCGGAUAGUGGAGCCUUAUGUGACCUGGGGAUUUCCAAAUCUGAAGUCUGUCCGGGAACUCAUUUUGAAACGUGGACAGGCCAAGGUCAAGAAUAAGACCUUCCCUCUGACAGACAACACUGUGAUCGAGGAACACCUGGGAAAAUUUGGUGUCAUUUGCCUGGAAGACCUCAUUCACGAAAUCGCCUUUCCUGGGGUGCAUUUCAUGGAGAUCUCUCAGUUCCUGCGCCCUUUCCACCUGUCUGUGGCCCGGCACGCUACCAAGAACAGGGUGGGCUUCCUCAAGGAGAUGGGCUCACCUGGCUAUCGGGGUGAACGCAUCAACCAGCUCAUCCGCCAGCUGAACUAGUUCCAGAAUAUCAAAGCAGUGCCUUGGAAGCAUGUGUUUGUUUCUGGAACUGUUACCCAGUGUCUUCAGAGAAGAUGAUUUUCUGCCUUCAGAGCCUGGAAGAAGUCAGGGAACCGACAGGUGCAGUGGCAGGCACCUCUCCUCACUGCCCAGUUUCAAGAAAAAGUUCCGUUGUUUUCCAGAUUGUCCCCAGCUGCCGCUGAAAUCAACACAUCAACGGAUGAAGAAGUCCUGUUUUGUUGCAUCUUCUGUCACGGAGUUGGGUGCUGGUGAAUGGAUAACCUUAGCGGCUCCCUAUGACCUGUAGCGGUGGACCCAGCCUGGAGGCCUGCUUGAGUCUGGAGCCCUAGGACCUUCUUUUGAAAAGACUUGAAAUACAGUUACAACGAUGAAAACAA